Messenger RNA from Kogia breviceps (pygmy sperm whale), 3414 nucleotides. RefSeq names its product SECIS binding protein 2 (gene SECISBP2). Gene Ontology annotation, cellular component: ribonucleoprotein complex. Gene Ontology annotation, molecular function: selenocysteine insertion sequence binding; ribonucleoprotein complex binding; mRNA 3'-UTR binding. The record is from RefSeq and is a predicted model, not a curated record. Lineage: Eukaryota; Metazoa; Chordata; Mammalia; Artiodactyla; Physeteridae. Gene Ontology annotation, biological process: selenocysteine incorporation.
GCCAGCGUUUGGGCUACUGGCCUCCCUGGCCAGGCCUCUUCCUAGCCACGCGCCAUGGCGUCAGAGGGACCGCGGGAGACCGCGGGCGAGGGCAUCAAGUUGUCAGCAGAUGUCAAACCAUUUGUUCCUAAAUUUGCUGGGCUCAGUGUGGCAUGGUCAGAGUCUUCAGAAGUACGCGUUUUUCCCAGCUGUGCAGCCACGACAUUCUAUCCAUGUGUCCAGGAACUAGCAGUGCCUGAACAGAAACUCUAUGCUGAAGAUAUGGCUUUUGGAGCUUCAACUUUUCCACCUCAGUAUUUAUCUCCUGAGAUCGCUCUUCAUCCGUAUGCCUAUUCCCCUUACACCCUGGAGUCGUCACAAAAUGUUUGCCCAGUGCCUGGCUCCCAGUAUGAUUACAACCAACCCAGUUGUUUCGGAGGUUUUCAAACCAUGAAGCCACGAAACGAGCACAUGUGCCCUCCCCCGCAAGACACAAAAGCUCUGUUUAAGAAGAAAACCUGUGAUGAGCAGAAGUUUGACACUAAGAAGGCUGAUGGACCUAUAUCAUCUGAUUUAAAAUCAGUUAAAAGUUCACCUCGUAUGUCCAUUCAUGCUGAGAAUAGUUUGAAAUCAGAUGGUUAUUAUAAACGAACAGACAGGAAAUCCAGAAUCAUUGAAAAAAGUGGAUCUGCCUCCAAACCUGAGUUUGAAUUUACCAGGUUGGAUUUUCCUGAACUGCAGGGUCGAGAGAACAGUGAGAUACCAGAGAUACAAAAGCAGCUCAAGUGGGGGCCUUUACGCUCUGCCUCUACUGAUGUUUCUCUUCUAAGAGAAGUGGGGAAACCUGCUGCAGUGUUAGCAGAGGGUGAAAUAGUGGUGAAGAAUAAUAAUCGGACAGAAUCUGUAACUGAUAAUGCUGCUACCAGUCCCUCUUCAUGUAUGAGAGAAUUAUCUUGGACACCAAUGGGUUAUGUUGUUCGGCAGACAUUAUCUACAGAACUGUCACCAGCCCCUAAAAAUGUUACUUCCAUGAUAAACCUAAAGAUGGUUGCUUCAUCAGCAGAUCCUAAAAAUGGUAGUAUGUCAUCUUCUGAAGUUUUAUCUUCGGAGCCUUCGUACAAAGAGAAAUAUGUUGUCCAUCCUACUAAAAAGUCCAGAGCAUCACAAGGUGACCAUCCUGAGCAAAAUGAAGCCUCAAGGAAGAAUAAGAAAAAGAAAGAAAAGUCUAAAUCAAAAUAUGAAGUCCUGACAGUUCAAGAGCCACCAAGGAUUGAAGAUGCCGAGGAGUUUCCCAAUCUGGCAGUUGCAUCUGAAAGAAGAGACAGAGUAGAGUCACCGAAAUUUCAGUCUAAACAGCAGCCACAGAAUAAUUUUAAAAGUAGUGGAAAGAAGAGCCAAAUUCCAGUACAGUUGGAUUUGGGAGGAAUGCUAACCGCAUUGGAAAAGAAGCAGCACUCCCAGAAUGCAAAGCAGUCCUCCAAACCAGUGGUGUUCUCAGUUGGGGCGGUGCCCGUCCUCUCCAAAGACUCCAUGUCAGGGAAGAAUGGCCACCGCUUUGGCCAGGUGAAGACCCCGCACAACCCCUUAGACUCCAGCGCCCCCCUGAUGAAGAAGGGGAAGCAGAGGGAGGUCCCCAAGGCCAAGAAGCCAACCUCGUUGAAGAAGAUUAUUUUGAAAGAGCGGCAGGAGAGAAAGCAGCAGCGUCUCCAAGAAAAUGCUGUGAGCCCAGCUUUUGCUAGUGACGAUGUGCAAGAUGGAGAGAGCGGUGGUGACGACCAGGCCCUCGGGCAGCCUGACCCCUCAGGGGGAACGGAAGAGUUGGUGUCCUGUGGUUCUGUGGCAGAGAGCAAGUCAGAAGAAGACCGGCUGGGAGCUGAGCCCCAGAAGGAGGCGGAGGCCUGCCCCAAGAUUCACAGCCGGCGGUUCAGGGACUACUGCAGCCAGAUGCUCAGUAAAGAAGUUGACGCUUGUGUUACGGACCUGCUGAAAGAGCUGGUUCGUUUCCAAGAUCGCAUGUACCAGAAAGAUCCAGUUAAGGCUAAGACCAAACGCCGACUUGUGUUGGGGCUGAGGGAAGUUCUCAAACAUCUGAAGCUCAAAAAGUUGAAAUGCAUCAUCAUCUCCCCCAACUGUGAGAAGAUACAGUCGAAAGGUGGGCUGGACGACACCCUGCGCACCAUCAUUGACUAUGCCUGUGAGCAGAACAUCCCCUUCGUGUUUGCUCUCAACCGCAAAGCUCUGGGGCGCAGUCUGAACAAGGCUGUUCCUGUCAGCGUGGUGGGGAUCUUUAGCUACGACGGGGCCCAGGACCAGUUCCACAAGAUGGUCGAGCUGACGAUGGCGGCCCGGCAGGCGUACAGGACCAUGCUGGAGAAUGCGCACUGGGAGCUGCCGGGAGAGCCUGGGCCCCUCGCACCCACUAGCCCGCUCACGCAGGGCCCCCGCUGCUCUGCAGAGGACAGACCCCUGGCCCCUGCCGGAAAAGAGGAGCCACGCUACAUUGAAAUCUGGAGAAACCAUCUGGAAGCGUACACUCAAUGUGCCCCGGAACUGGAGGAAUCGCUGGAGGCUUCGACCUCUCAGAUGAUGAACUUGAAUUUAUAAGAAGAGUUCCUUCCUGUGUGUUUUUGGGGUAAGGGGGCAGGGGCUGAAAGACUUCGGGGUCUUAUUCUUCUUCUCAGUUCUUCGUUGACCUAAUGUGUGUUUUGUAUGACUGUUUAAUUGGGAAAUUAACCAGCGGUGUUUGUAGGCAUCCAAAAGCUGUGGGUCCCAUGGACGGGCACUUGGUAUGCUGGCGGAAACCUUUUCACAAAGCCUCGGGAUGCAGCCUUGGCGCUCUGAGUGCAAUAUGAGUCUGGAAAAUGCUGGAAAAGGUGGUACUUGGAGUACUCUGCUGCUAAGGGGGCGUCUCUCCAUUGCAGAGUAGCUGAGCCAAGUUAAUUUAUGGAAAGCAGUUGGGGGGCCGAGGUGAUGUGGCUGGGAGGCAGCGGGGUUCCAGCCUGAUGUUCCCAGUCCCAGUGACCCAGCACAGCCCUGCAGAAGCCGCUGGAUGGGUGCUGUGGGAGCCAGUAUUAGUGCAGGAGCGGUGGGGUGGGGAGGGGUGCCUUUCUCAGGUUGUGGCUUUUCGGCCAGAAGAUUUGGGAGUACUUGGAGGAUUUGCUAAAAUGAGCCUCAGGAGGAAAAUCGGUUCUCUAACCUGUGACCUUUUGACAUGAAUUAUUCCUUUUAUUCUUUAUUUCGCAAAGAAACAAAUGUAUAUUGAAGUUCCUAAAUUUCAGUUUUCAUAAUCUACAAAUAUUUUCUUUCUUUUGUAAGUGAACAUAUUUUGAAUGUGGUUUCUAUCUUAGAGGCCAGAAGGAUAGAAGUUUACUUUCAUAUUUUCCUGUAAGUAAGAGGGCUUAUUUAUUUUGAAUAAAGAAUGAUUAUUUAAUUUCA